AUGACGGCCGUGCGGAAAACCAUUGGUCAAAGCAAUGAAAGACUGACCCUGCGCGAUGAUCUGGAAGCCCAGCAGGAACCAUCGGGUGAGAUGUUCGACUCCGUGAGCCAGGUUCCAACGAGUGAGCGGCGACAAGACAGGAAAGAACAGGGAAUAAAAGCGCAGAUCGAACAUAAUCGACCAUUUGAUUGGCAAGAAUAUCAUUCCAUGUACGCCGUAAGCCGUGCAGUUCAUAUUUCUGGGAUCGCUAUCCAUGGUCGCUAUCGUCGUUAG
Molecule: messenger RNA, 273 nt
Organism: Aspergillus niger
Lineage: Eukaryota; Fungi; Ascomycota; Eurotiomycetes; Eurotiales; Aspergillaceae
Exons: 2
Coding region: 1-273 (90 amino acids)
Source: RefSeq, a predicted model, not a curated record